Maniola jurtina (meadow brown) is the source of this 2697-nucleotide messenger RNA. RefSeq names its product UNC93-like protein MFSD11. NCBI's taxonomy places the organism in Eukaryota, Metazoa, Arthropoda, Insecta, Lepidoptera, Nymphalidae. Bases 375 to 1742 code for a protein of 455 amino acids. The record is from RefSeq and is a predicted model, not a curated record. The transcript is spliced from 8 exons.
UUAUUUAUUUUUAUUUACCACUUGUGAUGUGAUGACGACGAAAAUAAUAAGUAAUAAUACGACAUUUGGUUUUGAUCGUGGAAAUUGUAUUGUAAACAUUGAUAAUACGACCGUGAGUCCGCGAACAUAAGAACGACAACUUGCUACUGGCGUUGAAUUUCUCGACGACCGCGGUGGAGGGAGUUUAAAUAUUUGGAGAAUGGAAGUAGAAUAUAUAAUUAACAUUAUAAAGGCAAUCGUCAAACAAUAAGGAGUGAUACUCCAUCAAGGAGUUCAAUAUUAAUACUUUAUGCGGCGCUUUUAAUUCUAAUUAUUAUAAUAAUAGUACUAUUUAUUGUUUUUGUGUGAAGUAGUUAUUAACAUCUUGAGCUACGAUGGAUCGCAAAUUUUUAAAUGUUAUUCUUCUCGGUUUCGGAUUUAUGUUUGUGUUUACUGCAUUCCAGACUAUGGGAAACAUAGAGAAAACUAUUUUGGACAGUAUAACACAAGAUGACCCUAAUUUCGUCGGCGACGGCUACACCUCGCUCGCAAUCAUCUACGCCACGCUGGCCAUCUGCAACUGGAUGGCUCCCUCUAUCAUCACCAUCACGGGGCCACGAGGCGCUAUGUUGAUCGGAGCUGUAACUUAUUUAUUCUUCAUAAUAACCUUCCUCUUCCCGCGAACAUGGCUGCUCUACGUGGCGAGUGUGAUGAUCGGUGCGGGCGCGGCCGCAAUUUGGACUGGACAGGGCAACUACCUCACUCUGAACAGCGACGCCGAGACCAUUUCCAGGAACUCGGGAGUGUUCUGGGCUAUGCUGCAAUGCAGUUUAUUCUUCGGCAAUCUGUUCGUAUUCAUCAAAUUCCAAGGAAAGACGCACAUAGAUUUGGAGACGCGUAAUGUAGUGUUCGGCGCUUUGACCGCAGUGUGCGUUGUGGGCAUGGUGUUCCUGCUGACGCUGCGGCCGACCAGGCGCACGCCCCUCGUUGACGAUGUAAAGAGCGAGAUUGUGCCGGUGCCUGAAGCAGAGGGCCCCAUGGAGGCGUUCCGAGGCGCGCUCAGACUUUUCUGCACUGGAGACAUGAUUUUGCUGAGCGCAGCUUUCAUUUAUACAGGCGUGGAGCUGUCCUUCUUCAGUGGCGUGUACAGCCCAAGUAUCGGAUUCACUCUCGCCAUGGGUGACAAUGUUAAGCAACUGGUCGGUCUUUCGGGAGUGUUCAUCGGAUUGGGAGAAGUGCUUGGAGGAGCACUAUUCGGUAUCCUCGGUAGCAAAACUACCCGUUGGGGACGCGACCCAGUCGUGAUCAUGGGAUACCUGAUCCACAUGACGAGUUUCUUCCUCAUUUUCAUCAACCUUCCCAACGCUGCGCCCUUCGGCGAUACCAUGGACGUCUCGUACAUCGGACCCUCCCCACACCUCGCGAUGUUCUGCAGCUUCUUGCUAGGAUUCGGAGACGCGUGUUACAACACGCAAAUCUACUCCAUCUUGGGUGGAAAGUACGCUGAUAACAGUACAUCUGCGUUUGCGCUGUUUAAGUUCACUCAGUCACUAGCCGCAGCAGCGUGUUUCUUCUACUCAUCACGAGCGCCGCUUUCAGUACAGUUGGGCGUCCUCGCCAUCCUCGGGUCAGCGGGCACCGCCGCCUUCUGCCGCGUGGAAUGGCGAGGGAGGGCCAGAGCACGUGCCGCCGCCUUGGAAUCUAUCGACGAUAAACUAAACGCCACUCAUUCUCUCGCCGACAACACGUUACAUUACGAUUGAACUACUUGAUGUGCAUGAUCCCUGGUGCCUAAGCUCACACAUUCCAACAAGAAUUAUAAAAAAUACAUUCCAAACUAAUGGUAGAUUGAUUGGUCAUUUGAAAAGCAAGCUUAAAAUUAAAGUGCAGAGGUAUACAAUGUGGUCAAGAUUUGCAACCAACAUCUAUGAACCCAACCUGUCCCUUGAAAAGUGUGGUUUGCAAGGACAAUUAUUUUGCAUAAGUAACGUUUUGGUGUAUUAUAAAAUUCUAUUAAGUUUUUAAUUUAGUUUUAAAAAGAUUCUUAAAUAUAUUUUUGUUUCAAUGUCACAAUAUAUCGUAAAGUUACUUCUAUUAUUUUGACCGCAUAGUAUUUUAGGUACACCAGAUAAUAUUAUCUAAAAGAAACUUUUCAAAUGUGAAACAAUUUGACGACGCACAAUUUGGAUAUUGGAAAUAGCUUAAUAGUAAUUGUUACUUAUUCAAUGAUAAGUACCAUUUGAUGAAGGAUAUGGUUUUAUAAAAUGUUAAAUACCUGCAUUCCAUAUUAAGUAUCUUUAAGUUUAGACGAGUAAUAGAUACAUUUUGACUCAAUUGACUGGUGAUGGAAAGAGAAACAUGACAGUGAUAAAGGGUCCCUUGUUUGACACAUUUAAAAUAGCAAAGGAAGGUAGUUUAACUUUUUUGUCCUUCCAAGUGUAUGUCACAUCAAAAAUUUUUUAUACUUUUGCUGAAAUAAAUCGAAUAAUGUACAGGUACAUAGGUAUUAGAUAAUAAUUAUAAUCAAAUAUUAUAUUAUUAGAAAUUUGGUUAUAUACCUAUUGCAAUUAUUAGGUAGGUACAUAAUCAGCUUUCUAAUUAAGGUCUGAGACUGAGGGCCUGAUUGUGAUUUUUGAACUUAAAAGUUCGAUGUAGUUAGUAUUAUAAAGAAUAUGACUGGGAGCAGUGCAGGUCACGAGCUGGCAUAUCUCUGAUGUU